Parastagonospora nodorum SN15 is the source of this 1083-nucleotide messenger RNA. RefSeq lists its product as hypothetical. Lineage: Eukaryota; Fungi; Ascomycota; Dothideomycetes; Pleosporales; Phaeosphaeriaceae. The record is from RefSeq and is a predicted model, not a curated record. The transcript is spliced from 3 exons. Bases 1 to 1083 code for a protein of 360 amino acids.
AUGACGGGCAAACAACACGACAUGGCAAGGUACAAGGAGCAUAACCGCAUGGCAGUUGCAGAUAAUUCUCAACCGAUCUUCACGAGGGCGGAGGACUCUAAAGAACCAGUUCAGGACGUCAUACUGUCCGGAUCAUUCGUCAAAUCUGGGCUUAUCUUCAAGACAGACCCUAAUAAGAGGGAGGUGUUCGUUGUAGAUCAUGUCCGGCUGCUGCAUAAGAAUGGAGAAUUUGGAUACUGGGCAUGUCUGAGCCACUGUUGGGGUGGCGAGCAGCCUCUACAGACCACACGAGACUCUCUGACACGACAUCAGAACGUCAUUUAUUGGAGGGAUCUGCCAAGGACUUUUCAAGACGCUGUCUUCGUCACUAGGGCGUUUGGAAUCCCGUAUCUGUGGAUAGACUCGUUGUGUAUUGUCCAAGAUGACCUUGACGACUGGCAAGUCCAAUCUGCUAAGAUGGCGGACAUAUACCAGUACUCUAUCCUGACCAUUGCUGCCUCAGCAUCAUCAGGUCCUAGUCAAGGUAUCUUUCGCAAUGCAGGUCCAGAGUACAUGGACAAGCCCAUCGUCGAUGUACUAGGCGACACAACACUCACGAAGGUCCGUAUCCGCAAGGCUCUUUCCCACAGUGCUGCUGAAUUACCGCUUCUCGGUCGGGGCUGGGUGCAUCAAGAAAGGCUUCUGAGUCCGCGCAUCCUUCACUUCGGGCAUAACGAGAUGAUUUGGGAGUGCAUGGAAUGUUUGGCAUGCGAAUGUGGGCAUCAUGAGGGUCGAUACAACGCACGCUCGCCAUCGCUUCUAUGGCCAACCUCGAAAGAAAUGUUUCAUCCAUACUUUUUAAAGCCCGCCAACUUGUGGAUCCACAUGAGCCCUCCGGUGUGGCAACGUGCUGUGGAGGACUAUUCACGCAUGGCAUUGUCGAAACCUGAAGACAUCUUCCCAGCGAUCUCCGGACUUGCAAAGAUUCUGCAGAACGAGACGGGAUGGGAGUACGUCGCCGGUCUCUGGAAGGAAACUUUGAUCGUUGAUCUGGUGCGCUCCUUGGCGGGCGCCAACCUUUUCCUGGGCUUCCGUGCAAAGUAG